Ectocarpus sp. CCAP 1310/34 is the source of this 778-nucleotide messenger RNA. Lineage: Eukaryota; Phaeophyceae; Ectocarpales; Ectocarpaceae. The record is from the annotation of a GenBank genome assembly.
UUCAGAAGAGUGCCGUCAUGGUAUGCAACGAGAACAAGGAGGAACCAGUAGAACAUAGAUGGAAGUGGGGGAUCGAGGAGAUUGCAGUAGUGGACCAGUACACAUACCUCGGAGUAGAGAUCGCAAAAGACUGCUCGUGGAAUGCACACAUGUCCAAGGUAGCGGAAAAGGGCAAAGCACGAGCAGGGAAGCUGCACCCAAUACUCGCAAACCGGCACCUCGAUACACGCAUCAAAUUGACGCUUUUGAAAAGCGUAAUCGUACCGCCGCUAGAAUACGCCGGAGAAGUAUGGGAAGGAAAUAAGAAGUAGUGCAAAAAGUCGAGGCGGCGCAGAUGAAAGCAGCGAAAAUCAUCCUAGCAUGCUCCGAGCGCACAAGUAAUGCAACCGUCAGGGCAGAAUUGGGGAUCCAACCCCUACGGUCGGGAAGAGACGCGAGGAAGCUGACAUGGCAGUAUCGCAUGUACGGGAUGGGAGAGGAGAGGUUGCCGAGAAUUGUAUGGGAGGUGAAGUGGGCAAACAAGAAGAGGGGUAGACAACCCACGGAAUGGGUCAAGGUUGUAGAGGACGUAUGGAAGGGGCUCGACAUCGACGAAGAUGAAACGCUGGAAACGGAGGGUCUGCAGGGGUUCAAGGAGAAUAUAUACUUCUAUGUUGCUUGUGCCGAGAGAGAAGAACAGAAUCUGAGGAAAGAAUCCAAGGAUAAGGAGGGUCUAGAAGUGUACCGAAUGUUGAAGGAAGGAAUAGUGUUCAAGGAUUACCUACAUGGACCAAUGGAU